This is a messenger RNA of Tachysurus vachellii, 4427 nucleotides long. It is a transcript of the gene sik3, whose product is annotated as SIK family kinase 3. Gene Ontology annotation, molecular function: protein serine/threonine kinase activity; tau-protein kinase activity; ATP binding. Gene Ontology annotation, cellular component: cytoplasm. The transcript is spliced from 26 exons. Gene Ontology annotation, biological process: intracellular signal transduction; microtubule cytoskeleton organization; protein phosphorylation. The record is from RefSeq and is a predicted model, not a curated record. Bases 71 to 3742 code for a protein of 1223 amino acids. NCBI's taxonomy places the organism in Eukaryota, Metazoa, Chordata, Actinopteri, Siluriformes, Bagridae.
CCGCAGAGAGAGAGAGAGAAAGAGAGAAAGAAAGAAAGAAAGAGAGAGAGAGAGAGAGAGGCGAAAGAAGAUGGCGGCCGUGCCAAGCGGAGCUGCUGUUGCUGCGCCCGCCGCGGCCGCGAUUUCGCACUCGGCCAGAACGACGGCGUGCUUGGGCGCCCCGAACCGAGCACCACCCGGCUCUGGGCUCGAGCACCAGAACCGAGCCGCACAAAACGCGGCGUGUUUGGCGAACCCCGGACACCCCGCGGUCGGCAGGCCGCCCCCAGCUCGAGUGGGCUACUACGAACUGGAGCGGACUAUCGGCAAGGGCAACUUCGCCGUCGUCAAACUCGCCACGCACGUCAUCACCAAAGCCAAGGUGGCGAUUAAAAUCGUGGACAAGACGCAGCUGGAUGACGACAAUCUGAAGAAGAUCUUCAGGGAGGUGCAGAUCAUGAAAAUGCUGCGACAUCCUCACAUCAUUCGCCUCUACCAGGUGAUGGAGACAGAGAGGAUGAUUUAUUUAGUAACGGAGUACGCCAGUGGUGGAGAGAUUUUUGAUCAUCUGGUGGCCCACGGGCGCAUGGCGGAGAAAGACGCACGGCGAAAGUUUAAACAAAUCGUGGCGGCUGUCCACUUCUGUCACUGCAGAAACAUCGUCCACAGAGACCUGAAGGCCGAGAACCUGCUGCUGGACCACAACCUCAACAUCAAAAUCGCAGACUUUGGAUUCAGUAAUCUGUUCUCUCGAGGACAGUUGUUGAAGACGUGGUGUGGAAGUCCUCCAUAUGCUGCUCCAGAACUGUUUGAGGGCAAAGAAUAUGACGGUCCCAAAGUGGACAUCUGGAGCUUAGGUGUGGUGUUGUACGUGCUUGUGUGUGGCGCUCUCCCGUUCGACGGCAGCACCCUCCAGAACCUGCGUGCUCGUGUUCUCAGCGGCAAGUUCCGCAUCCCGUUCUUCAUGUCCACAGACUGCGAGUAUCUAAUCAGGCAUAUGUUAGUAUUGGAGCCGAGCCGCAGACUCAGCAUGGAGCAGAUCUGUAAGAACAAGUGGAUGAGACAGGGAGACCCGGAUCCCGACUUUGACAGGCUGAUAGCCGAGUGUGAGCAGGUGAAGUCCGAGAGGGAGACGGAGCUGAUUAACGAGCAGGUUCUCAUGGCCAUGUCAGACAUGGGAUUGGACCGAGAUCGCAUUUUACAGUCACUGCACACAGACGCCUACGAUCACUACAGCGCCAUCUACAGUCUGCUAUUGGACAGACUCAAGAGGCACAAAACUCUGCGUGUGGCUCCUCCUGCCACCCCUCGCCCCAUCGGCUACCCCCUCAAUGCCGUGCAGGUGCGCUCCAUGGAUCAAGCUAACGCUGUUAGCAUGACUGUACCUCAUGUCCAGCUCAUAAAUCCCGAGAACCAGAUCGUGGAGCCUGACGGGACAAUGGCAUUAGACAGUGAUGAAGGGGAGGAGCCAAGUCCAGAGGCAAUGGCACGCUAUCUGUCAAUGAGACGGCAUACUGUCGGUGUUCCAGACCCCAGGACUGAGAUGAUGCAGGAGGAGUUGAAGUUGCCACCAGGGUUUGUUCGUGCCCCUCCUCAGGCACCAUUCCCCCCAUUGCCCCCCACAAUCACACACACACCUACCUUCAUGCCCACCCAGAGCCUGCAGCCAACACAGCAGCUUGAGUACAAGGAGCAAUCCCUUCUUCAGCCACCAACUCUGCAGUUGUUGAAUGGGAUGGGUCCGCUGGGUCGCAGGGCCUCGGACGGAGGAGCAAACAUCCAGCUUCAUGCACAGCAGAUGCUCAAGAGGCCACGUGGCCAGUCACCACUUGUCACCAGCCCUCAUCCUAUUCCAGCCGUUGCUCCCGUGGAUGAGGAGGGGUCAGACGGAGAGCCAGACCCAGAGGCAGUGCAAAGGUACUUGGCGAACAGCUCCAAGCGACACACAACGCACAACGCAGCGAGCUCGAGCUACACCUCUACCGAGCUCUCGAAUGACACUCAGAGAGCACGCACAAGGGGCUGGACCCCCGAGCACUCACGGUCGUCAUAUAAAGACUGUAACACACUGCACUUACCAAUGGAGCGCUUCUCUCCUGUGCGACGCUUCUCUGAUGGAGCCGCAACGAUCCAGGCUUUUAAAGCCCAGCUAGAGAUUAAACAGCUCAAGCAGGAGUGUGAGCAGCUGCAGAAGAUGUACGCUGCACCACAGGAUGAGAAACUACUGGAACACACACAGCAACAGCAUGUCCUCUACCAGCAAGAACAACAGAUCCUACACCAGCAAAUACAGGCCCUUUCUUUGGGACACGGAGAAAACCAGCCCAGUCAUCUUACCCAUCAGCUACAAAGGUUGCGUAUUCAACCCUCCAGCCCACCACCUACACAUCCCAGCAACCACCUCUUCAGCCCAGCCAAUCAGAGUCCACCACCAGGAAACCAAGGGAUGAUGCCAGGACAUGGUGGGCCAUUCCAGCACACCCCUGAUUUGUACCAAUCCUCCAGUGGCAGCCCACCCCCUUCUACCCUGCCCUGCAUGACCAUGGCCAAUCAACAGCCACCUCAGCAGCCCCCUUGCCCUACACACGCAGCCGUCACGUUAGCUCAGCAGCAGCAGCAGCCGGUGACCAUCCAGGUGCAGGAGGUGGAGCUUGGGGGUGGAGCACAGAGGCAGAGUUUCCUAGCGACGCCAUGUCACAGAGUAUUGGGGAAGCAGCUGAGUGCAGACAAUGCCGAAACACACAGCCGCAGUCUGGGCCGUUUCCACUGCUCAACAUCGGCGUAUGAGCAUGCCCAGUUCAGCGCCCAUGUAGGCGCAGGCCCCUACAAUCCCUAUGCCCAGGCAGCAUCCCUCAAAGUGCCUGGCCUGGACGGUUACCCUGGUUAUGGCAGCCCGUCGGCCCUGCAGCAGGCACUGCUGUCUCCAACGCCUCUGGAGUACCGAGUGACGCAACAUCAACAACAGCAGCAGCACCAACACCAUGUCACACCAGUACUUCAGGGACUGCUCUCACCACGGCACUCACUAACGGGCCAUGCUGACCCACGUCUGACAGCACAUGACCUCGCUAACCUGCUCAAACGCUCCAGGCCCGCUGUACCCGCCAUCCCCACUAACAACAACAACAAUCCUCAACCACCUCCACCACCAGAGUACAACGACAACCUGCUACUUAAUCAGGACUAUAGUGACAAUCUGCUGAUGCUGGAUCCAUCCCAGCCUGCACCUGCACCACAGGCUCCGCCCCCAACACACUACCAUCACCACCACCACCUGCUGCAGAUUCGGACUCCGCCUUCAGAGUGCCAAGCUCCGCCUCUUGCUCACUCAGAAAGCAUGGAGGAGGAUGAUGUCGCUGCCGCUUACCAUGAUGGCCUGCUGGCCAAGGUCACCACCACAACAGCUCAGAGAGUGGUGAUGGAGGCUGAUCCCCGUUCUGUUCAGGGAGACGCGUAUCGGCCCCGGGCCUCGCUGCAGCGCCAUCAUACCAUCCAGACAGCCGAUGAUGCCUACGAUCAGGCAGAAAUGUCUGGAAUGAGCCUCUUGGCUGGGAAGGCGCUAAGCUCUGCCCGCAUGUCUGACAUUCUUAGCCAGACAUCUCUGGUCGGAAGCCAGCAUCUACACCAGAGGGAGGAGUCGGUGUGUAACGUGGAGGACGAGCUGCACUCGGCUUCGUGUUACCCCUCCUCCUGCACCAGCGACAUGCUGCUCACCUAUAAACCCCAAGACCUUCAGUACAGCAUGGAGCAGGCUGGUGUCUAACACGCAGGUGUUUGUGCAGUGUGUAUAAAGCUCCAUAUCCGUCUCCUGUGUUCAGCUGCGUCAUGCCAAACCUCCAUCGUGUGUGUCUGCGUGUGUGUGUAUGUAUGCGCAUGUGUGUGUGCGUGCAUGUGCGCACCCUCCAAGAAGAGGAAUGCUCAUCGUCUUGUUUUCCUCACCGAUUGGACGAACUGGGUGACUCCCUGUCGCUCUGACCCCGCCCCUAAUCAUCAACCUGCUCCUCCUGGACUGCCCUUUCUGUCUUGUCGACGUCACCAACGCGAGGCAUCUGCGCACAGUCUUAUGUAGACACAUCUGUAUAAAUAUAAACACACACACAUAUUCUCUCUCUAACACACACACGCACACAAACACAGAUCACACACAAAGCCACAAACCCAAAGUAUUUCACAAAAAGCCUGUCCUUUGGUUGUUUUUUUGUUUGUUUUCUGAAGCGGGGUAGCGUCAGCAUUUCAUAACCUCCCCCAUCUGCAGCGCUAAAAUGGAUCAUUCCAGAACAGCACUGAUAGCAGCCCAGCGUGGAGCGGUCUAUUCUGUUACGCUGGCGGGGGUGGACGGGCCCGGAGACAUGGCACAGGAUGACCAGCUCUCAUUUGUUUCGUCUCCUUCUUCUCUCUCUGUCUUUCUUCUUUUCCUUCUUUCUUUUUUUUUUUUUUUUUCUUUUUUU